Messenger RNA from Lolium rigidum, 892 nucleotides. RefSeq lists its product as uncharacterized. Lineage: Eukaryota; Viridiplantae; Streptophyta; Magnoliopsida; Poales; Poaceae. The coding region runs from base 1 to 678 and encodes 225 amino acids. The transcript has a single exon. The record is from RefSeq and is a predicted model, not a curated record.
AUGGCCGAGUGCCGGAGCCUCAUCGAGUUCCUCCGCGCCUUCGAGCACCACCGCAGGGCCGCCGACGCCACCUACGCCCGAUCCAAGCGCGCCUCCUCCCCUUCCUCCUCCUCCUCCAGGCACCUCACCGACCUCUGCGAAAAUUCCUCCAUGUCCGCCGCCAUCGACGCGCUCCUCCUCCUCGCCGUCCUCGCCGCGCUGGGCUUCCUCAUCAUCCCGCAACUCAACCUCCUCAUCCUCUCCUUAACCACCCUGCUCCACCCAGCCACCCCCUACCUCUCCACCGCCGCCAUCGCCGGCGCCGCGGCCGCCGUCGCGUCGGCCACCCUCGCGUGGGCCCUCCUCCGCCGCCACGCGCGGCGGUGCGGGAAGCCGCGCUGCCGGGGGCUCCGGAAGGCCGUGGAGUUCGACAUCCAGCUCGAGACGGAGGAGUGCGUGCGCGGCCGGCCCAGCGCCGCCGCGCGCUCGCCGGCCGCGGCGCUGCUCGCGGCGGCCGCCGCGGGGACGGGAGCGCGGGCCGUGGAUCUCGACGACGCGCACCGGGAGCUCGAGGUCGAGCUGCGCAAGAUGGCGCCGCCCAACGGCCGCUCCGUGCUCGUCUUCCGCGCGCCCUGCGGCUGCCCCAAGGGACGCAUGGAGGUCUGGGGCGCAAAGAAGGUGCGCAGGAUCAAGAAGUAGAUGCCUUCUUCAUCCUGCUCUCCUCUCCUUCUUCUUAGCAAUCAUCCCUACUAGUACCGGCUGAAAUACUAGUACUCUUAUAUAAGUCGUCGCGCCCUCGAUCGGUAAUAAGUAUAGGGAGAGGGAAAUAAAAAGGAUGAUAGAAAUACUUACUACUUACAUAUCUGGAUACCGGAUCGCUGAUCAACAGACUGUAGAUUAUGUGGUACCAAUA